AUGGCGGCCAUCAUGCGUUAUAACAUGGUGGUGAGGGUUCCAGUGGAGAGUUGUGAGCAGUACACGAGCUGUGGAGAUUGUCUAGGCUCCAGGGAUCCUCACUGUGGCUGGUGUGUCCUUCACAAUGUAUGUUCUCGUAAGGACCGGUGUGAGCGGGCGGGAGAGCCCCAGAGGUUUGCCUCCGACCAGAGACAGUGUGUGGAGCUCAGCGUUCAGCCCAAAAAUAUCUCCGUCACCAUGUCUGAAGUCCAGCUGGUGCUCCAGGCUCGCAACGUGCCCGACCUGUCUGAAGGGGUCAACUGCUCCUUCGAGGACUACGUGGAGACGGAGGGACGCAUCCAGGGCGGGCGCAUUUACUGUUUCUCCCCCUCCGCCCGAGAUGUCAUCCCCAUCACCAGGAACAAAGGUGACAAGAGAGUGGUGAAGCUCUAUCUCAAGUCCAAGGAGACGGGCAAGAAGUUUGCCAGCGUCGACUUCGUGUUCUACAACUGCAGCGUUCACCAGUCCUGCCUGUCCUGUGUGAACGGUUCGUUCCCUUGCCACUGGUGUAAAUACCGCCACAUGUGUACCCAGAAUGCCAAUGACUGCUCUUUCCAGGAGGGACGCGUCAACAUCUCUGAGGAUUGUCCCCAGAUCCUGCCCUCCACCCAGAUCUACAUCCCAGUAGGGGUGACAAAGCCCAUCACCCUGGCUGCCAAGAACCUGCCCCAGCCCCAGUCUGGCCAAAGGAACUACGAGUGUGUCUUCCACAUCCAGGGGGAGACCCAGAGUGUCACUGCCCUGCGGUUCAACAGCACUUCCAUCCAGUGCCAGAAGACCUCGUAUAACUAUGAGGGCAACGACAUUAGCGAUCUGCCGGUGGACCUGUCGGUGGUGUGGAACGGCAACUUUGUCAUUGAUAACCCCUACAACAUCAAAGCUCACCUGUAUAAGUGCUACGCGCUGAGAGACAGCUGUGGGAUGUGUCUUAAGGCGGACCCCAGGUUUGAGUGCGGGUGGUGCGUUCAGGAGAAGAAGUGCUCCCUCAGGCAGGAGUGCACCCCUCCGGAGAGCAGCUGGAUGCAUGCCACCACCGGCAACAGCCGCUGUGCACACCCCAAGAUCAUCAAGCUAUAUCCAGAGACCGGGCCCCGACAGGGAGGGACCAUGCUGACCAUCACAGGGGAGAACCUGGGCCUGCAGUUCAAAGAUAUCCAGAACGGGGUGCGCAUCGGCAAGGUGGCCUGCAACCCUCAGGAGGACCAGUACAUCAGCGCUGAGCAGAUUGUGUGUCGGCUGAAUGAUGCAACGGGUUACAGGGUGCAGGAGGCUCAGGUGGAGGUGUGUGUGAGGGACUGCAUACACCCUGACUACAAAGCUAUAUCAACCAAGGCCUUCACCUUUGUGUCUCCGUACUUCACCCGUGUCCAUCCAUCCAACGGGCCGCUGUCAGGAGGCACUACGAUCACCAUCGAAGGCAGUCACCUCAAUGCGGGCAGCGCCGUAGCAGUAAAGAUAGGGCUACACUCCUGCCGAUUUGAGAGGCGGGGCAGCAAAGAGAUAGUGUGCGUGACUCCGGCAGGCCAGGCCCCGGGUACCACCCCUGUCAUGGUGGACAUCAACGCCGCUGAGCUGAGGAACCCAGAGGUCAAAUUCAAUUACACCGAUGAUCCCACCAUCCUCAAGAUCGAGCCAGACUGGAGCAUUGCCAGUGGAGGGACCCUGUUGACCAUUACCGGAACCAAUCUGGCAACCAUCAAGGAGCCCAGAAUGAGAGCCAAGUAUGGAGCAGCCAAGUCAGUCAAUAACUGCACGGUGGUCAACAACACGGUGAUGGUGUGUCUGGCACCCUCUGUGGCCAACUCAGAAAAGGCCUUCUCAGAGGCGGGAAGUGGCCCUGAUGAGAUCGGCUUUGUGAUGGAUGAUGUGCGCUCUGUGCUGGUUGUCAACGAGACCUUCAGCUACUACCCCGACCCUGUGUUUGAGCAACUGAGCCCCACAGGCAUGCUGGAACUGAAACCAAGCUCACCUCUCAUACUGAAGGGCCGUAAUCUGAUCCCAGCUGCCCAAGGUAACGCUAAACUGAACUACACAGUGCUGAUAGGGGAGACUCCCUGUGUCCUCACCCUGUCUGAGAGCCAGCUGCUGUGUGAAUGGCCCAACCUGACAGGAGAACACAAAGUCACCGUGCGGGUCGGAGGUUUUGAGUACUCACCAGGGACCCUUCAAAUCUACUCUGACAGCCUCCUCACCCUGCCGGCCAUCAUUGGCAUUGGCGGAGGCGGUGGCUUGCUGCUGCUGGUCAUCAUAGUGGUGCUGAUAGCCUAUAAAAGGAAAUCGCGGGAUGCCGACCGCACCCUCAAACGGCUGCAGCUGCAGAUGGACAAUCUGGAGUCGAGGGUGGCCCUGGAGUGCAAGGAAGCCUUUGCAGAGCUGCAGACAGACAUCCAUGAGCUGACCCAGGAGCUCGACGGAGCAGGCAUUCCUUUCCUGGACUACCGCACCUACGCCAUGAGGGUCCUGUUUCCAGGGAUUGAGGACCACCCCGUGCUCAAGGAGAUGGAGGUCCAGGCAAACGUGGAGAAGGCCCUGACGCUAUUCGGCCAGCUGCUGACCAAGAAGCACUUCUUGCUCACCUUCAUCCGCACCCUGGAGGCACAGCGCUCCUUCUCAAUGAGGGACCGGGGCAACGUGGCCUCCCUCAUCAUGACUGCCCUUCAGGGGGAGAUGGAGUAUGCCACAGGAGUUCUCAAACAGCUCCUGUCUGACCUGAUAGACAAGAACCUGGAGAGCAAGAACCAUCCGAAGCUGCUUCUCAGGAGGACAGAGUCAGUAGCUGAAAAGAUGCUCACCAACUGGUUCACCUUCCUACUUUACAAGUUCCUUAAGGAGUGUGCUGGGGAGCCUCUGUUCAUGCUGUACUGUGCCAUGAAGCAGCAGAUGGAGAAAGGACCCAUAGACGCCAUCACAGGAGAGGCCCGCUACUCACUCAGUGAAGACAAACUCAUCAGACAGCAGAUUGACUACAAGACCCUGACCUUGCACUGUGUGAAUCCAGAGAACGAGAAUGCCCCAGAGGUGACAGUGAAGGGGCUGAACUGUGACACUGUGACUCAAGUCAAAGAGAAGCUUCUGGAUGCAGUGUACAAGGGCACUCCAUAUUCCCAGAGGCCCAAGGCCUCCGACAUGGACCUCGAAUGGCGACAGGGAAGAAUGGCUCGAAUCAUCCUUCAAGACGAGGAUGUGACAACUAAAAUAGAUAAUGACUGGAAGAGGCUUAACACCCUGGCCCACUACCAGGUGACAGAUGGUUCAGUGAUUGCCCUGGUGCCUAAGCAGAACUCGGCGUAUAAUAUCUCCAACUCCUCCACAUUCACCAAGUCCCUCAGCAGAUACGAGAGCAUGCUGCGGACAGCCAGCAGUCCUGACAGCCUGCGAUCCCGCACUCCCAUGAUCACCCCCGACCUGGAGAGUGGCACCAAACUGUGGCACCUGGUCAAGAACCACGACCACUCAGACCAGAGGGAAGGGGACAGAGGGAGUAAAAUGGUCUCUGAGAUCUACUUGACCAGACUGCUGGCCACCAAGGGUACACUUCAGAAGUUUGUAGACGAUCUGUUUGAGACGAUCUUCAGCACGGCCCACCGAGGAAGCGCCCUGCCCCUGGCCAUUAAGUACAUGUUUGACUUCCUAGACGAGCAGGCCGACAAACACUCCAUAUCUGAUGCAGACGUACGGCACACCUGGAAGAGCAACUGUCUUCCACUGAGGUUCUGGGUAAAUGUGAUAAAGAACCCUCAGUUCGUCUUCGACAUCCACAAGAACAGCAUUACAGAUGCCUGUCUGUCCGUGGUGGCCCAGACCUUCAUGGACUCCUGUUCAACGUCGGAGCACAAACUGGGGAAGGACUCACCCUCGAACAAGCUGCUCUACGCUAAAGACAUCCCCAAUUACAAGAACUGGGUAGAGAGGUACUACUCUGACAUCUCCAGGAUGCCCGCCAUCAGUGACCAGGACAUGAGUGCCUACCUGGCGGAGCAGUCCCGCCUGCACCUCAACCAGUUCAACAGCAUGUCCGCCCUGCACGAGAUCUACUCUUAUAUUGUCAAGUACAAGGAUGAGAUCUUGUCAGCUUUGGAACGGGACGAGCAGGCAAGGAGGCAGAGACUGAGGAGCAAGCUGGAGCAGGUCAUUGACACAAUGGCCCUGGCCAGCUGAGGACCAACCACCGCCUUCAUCCUCUCCUCCUCAUCCUCCUCACUCCUCCUCUCCAUCUCUCUAUCUCCCCCACUCCUCUUACCCAGAGAACAAAUACUCCAACCCCCAAUAACACAACAGACAAACUGCAAAGGACCAGAGCAGUACACUGCAAAAUGGGGGGCGUUCGGCAGAGAUGGGCGGGCCUGUGUGUGCAUACGCGCAGGUGUGUGUGUGUCUGUUUGUGUCUGCAGGCCGUGUGGUGUUUGUGCACAUGCUGUGUGAGAGACUGGGAUACUGGACAUUUUCACACAUGCGUACACCAAGACCAUAUGACCGGAAAGCGUUUGGUUAUUUUGGCUGUUGUUGUUUGUGGUUUGCUUUGUCUUUUGAUUUCCGGGAGUUGUACUGUAAUGACGCAAUGUUAAGGACAGCGACGAUGGCAAGAGAAAAGGAACUCCAAAACUGGCAUUGUUAAGCAGAACGGAAUGUUUUUGAACAUGGACCAAUCCGUGACGAGCCAAUGGAAAAUGGCUCCUUGGGUCAUGUGACUCCAGUAGGUGACAUUUAAAAAAAAAGGUGGAUUUUAUUUUUCUUUUUGGUAUAAAUGUAAUCAACUGCCCACUCUCUGAUCUCUCGCCACUUGUAUUACUGCUGAAUUUGCACAAUUUACAGAAAACGUUACAAAGGAAGACUAUAUAGAUAUUAUAUAUAAAUACAGCUACAUUUUUAAAGAAACAAAGAUUAGGGUGAAACAUGUUUGUUUUGUUUUUUUUGGUUUGUUUUAGCCAACAAACUCAAUAAAAAACAACAGUGAAACACAAUUUGAUAUUUCAAAUGAAAAAGAUCAAUGUAGGAAAAAAAAACAAUGAAAAAAGAAACAAAAAAGUUGUCCUGUGCCAUGUUUUCUUUGAAUGUUGUUUAGUGCAAAGACAUUUUGUUAGAUGGAUUGUGCUACCGUAUGAUUUAAAUAUGAACAUGCCUAGUGACUGAAAAGAGUUG
Lampris incognitus (smalleye Pacific opah) is the source of this 5178-nucleotide messenger RNA. Its product is annotated as plexin-A1-like. Gene Ontology annotation, biological process: negative regulation of cell adhesion; semaphorin-plexin signaling pathway involved in axon guidance; regulation of cell shape. Gene Ontology annotation, cellular component: semaphorin receptor complex. The transcript has 29 exons. Gene Ontology annotation, molecular function: semaphorin receptor activity. The record is from RefSeq and is a predicted model, not a curated record. The coding region runs from base 1 to 4197 and encodes 1398 amino acids. NCBI's taxonomy places the organism in Eukaryota, Metazoa, Chordata, Actinopteri, Lampriformes, Lampridae.